Molecule: messenger RNA, 735 nt
Organism: Oncorhynchus kisutch (coho salmon)
Lineage: Eukaryota; Metazoa; Chordata; Actinopteri; Salmoniformes; Salmonidae
Product: casein kinase I-like
Exons: 3
Coding region: 431-664 (77 amino acids)
Biological process (GO): protein phosphorylation
Molecular function (GO): ATP binding; protein kinase activity
Source: RefSeq, a predicted model, not a curated record
UGGAAGUGUUGACGCAAGCGGGUGUGUCGUUCAAAGCUCAAUGGUGCGACUGCCUGUACUUCCGGAGAACGUCAACCUUUCACGAACAGCAAGAAUAAGAAAAAUUAUGAAAGGGUUGCUUGUCUGUCUCUAUUGACUGAUAAUUAUACAAUAUUUAUAUUUGAUAGAAUUAAAUACACUCGAACACUUAGGUGAAUCGCAAGAAGCGGCCGAAUCAACAGCAGGAGUACCACAGCUAAAGUCUCCUAUCUCUUCCCUGUUCCGACCCCGAUGUCGAGCACAUCGGCCAGCCACCACAGUGAGUGGUAGAGGGGGGGCGAAGGGGCAGCCAGCGGCCCUGUGCCAGUGACGGGCUGUGGUGGGCACGGCCCGAGGCCUCUAACUGGAUCCCUCGAAGCAGCAGCAGCCGCCCGGCGGUUCCCGCAGUGCCAUGGACCAUCCAAAAGAGGGUGAGCGGCCGGCGAGGAGCAGCAAGGUGGCACAGGGGCGCAGCGGGCACUCCAGACCCUCCAGCUCCUCAGCCUCCUCCGGGGUUCUCAUGGUGGGACCUAACUUCCGCGUGGGCAAGAAGAUCGGCUGCGGCAACUUCGGAGAACUGAAGCUCGGUAAAAACCUCUACACCAAUGAGUAUGUAGCUAUUAAACUGGUAAGUACUCUCUCCUGAAAAAAAAUGCACUGAACAAAAAUAUAAACACAACAUGUGUUGGUUUCAUGAGCUGAAAUAAAAGAUCACUG